Molecule: messenger RNA, 1349 nt
Organism: Momordica charantia (bitter melon)
Lineage: Eukaryota; Viridiplantae; Streptophyta; Magnoliopsida; Cucurbitales; Cucurbitaceae
Source: RefSeq, a predicted model, not a curated record
CCCACUGCCACUGCCACUGACCCCAUCGUUGAAGAAUGAAGAAGAUGACACAAAUCAUGAAAAUGGAGACAGAGUCGCCUCUGCUUCUGUUUCUGCAUACACAAAUAUAACGUUGAUCUUCUUCAUUCGAAACUACAAGAGAAAUAAUUAUCCUUACUGAAAAUCCUCUGCGUUUCGAAAAUUUUCACUCUCCCGCGCCAAAAAAUCGAACCACUCACUUCGCCAAUCGCUUAGUAAUUUUAUUUACCUUUUAUAAUUUGUUCUCCCGCGACCUGAGAGAUUUCAAGUUACGAGUUCGCUUGCUGAGGUUAACAUUUGAAUCUGCUCUUUAAGUUUGUUCGCGAUUUGACAUUAUUAGGCGCGGCGAGAAUAUGAGUCCAGCGGACGAAAACCAAGAGCAAAAUCACCCGAAACUUUUCUCAAUAAGACAGUACACUCUUUCUUGUCGUCAGAAGAACUUAUUUCAUUGUUGGCCAUUUCCAGUCAAGUAUCUGCUUCUAUGUCUGAGCCAUGGUGUCAACAAUAUUUUGCCACCACUUGAUCUCCCUCCCUAUGUCAUUCAAUCAUCCGAACAUGUCCGCUCGAUCGAUUGUAUGCAGAAAGACAACAAAGACAAUCCCAUUGUUGUAAAUGAUGAAGGGCCAGACAUCACAGAGGAAUCAGCUGGAAAAAGAUCAUAUAAUUCCAGACAACUCUGUCAUUCAUCAGGGAUUAUGUCCCGUGAUGUUUCUUCUAAUAUGUUGUGUCCUGAAAGACAAGCUCUGAGCACUCCUACAACUCUGCAUUCAUGUCUAGAUGUUGAUAAAUGGCCAAUUCGGUCAUUGGAUUGCUCGAGAAUGUCGAGGAAAAACGACAGAAGUCGAAAAGGGAAACAAAAGAAACGGUGGAUGGUGGAUAUUUUGGCAGUGGCAAAGCCUUGUAGUUUGGAGGAUCUCUAUAAAAUGAACAGAGAGAUUGAAAAUGGGUGCAACUCUGAACUUGCAGAAGAAUGCUCAAAUCAAAAGCUUGAUAUUAAUUCAUGGUUUUGAAGAGAAGGCUAUCCGAACUUGUUGGGAGAAAACAGAUUGAUCUUGAAAGGUCAAAUGCAUAGGUUGCAGAUCCAAUUGUUAAAUCUUAAGUCAAAUUUGUGGGAGAGCUGCGAGAUAGAUGAAUUAGAUUGAGGUUUAAGGAAGAGCCUUCAACACUUAACAGCGGCAUUUCAGUUGGUAUUUAUUUUGAGCAAAGGCAAUAUUUUGAAUGCUGUCUCGAGUAUAUUAUGAGUUGAGGAAUGUUUCGACAAAAAAAAUAUAUUAGAAAAUAUUUGGCUCCUUAUCGAUUAGGACCAAAUCUUGUCCUUACAAUCAUUGAAA